This is a messenger RNA of Mauremys mutica (yellowpond turtle), 1283 nucleotides long. Its product is annotated as olfactory receptor-like protein COR8. Gene Ontology annotation, biological process: G protein-coupled receptor signaling pathway; sensory perception of smell. NCBI's taxonomy places the organism in Eukaryota, Metazoa, Chordata, Testudines, Geoemydidae. Gene Ontology annotation, molecular function: G protein-coupled receptor activity; olfactory receptor activity; odorant binding. The transcript has a single exon. The record is from RefSeq and is a predicted model, not a curated record. Gene Ontology annotation, cellular component: membrane. The coding region runs from base 256 to 1194 and encodes 312 amino acids.
UUUAUGGAGACUUGGAUGUCUAAAUCUCCUAGACAGCCUUGAAAAUCUCAGCCCUGUUAAAAAGUGAGUGUAAAUCUAAAGCUCCAUCCCAACUCUUCCCAGACAUCUCGGUGGCUGGUUUCCUGUAAGAUAUUCACUACCUACAUUCAAGACCAAUGGUGUCAUUCAGAUUUAAUUCAUGCCAUGAAAUUUCCUUCUUCCAUGCUGCUCACUCUUAUUAUCCUGGCAGGUAUGGUUUCAUGCACCCCUGUAUAAAUGGCUGAGGGCAAUCAUAGCACGGUGACCCAGUUCAUCCUCCUGGGGCUGACGGAUCGUCAGGAGCUACAGAUACCCCUCUUCAUGGUGUUCCUAGUGAUCUAUUUUCUUACGCUGGUGGGGAAUCUUGGAAUGAUUGUGUUGAUCAGAGUUGAUCCCCGACUCCAUACCCCCAUGUACUUCUUCCUUGGUAACCUGUCUGUUGUUGACCUCUUCUACUCCUCAAUCUUCGCUCCAAGGAUGAUGGUGAAUUUCUUAGUGAGGAGUAAAAGCAUUUCUUACUCUGCCUGUAUUGCCCAACACUUCUCUUUUGUUGUGUUUGUGACCACAGAAGGGUUCCUGCUGGCAGUGAUGGCAUAUGACCGCUAUGUAGCCAUCUGUAACCCUCUGCUCUACACUGCUGUUAUGUCUAAAAGAGUCUGUAUUCAUCUAGUGGCCAGCUCAUAUGUAGGGGGGCUCGUGAACUCACUGACCCACACGUGUGGCUUGCUGAGGUUGUCAUUCUGCGGGCCCAACGUCAUCAAUCAUUAUUUUUGUGACACUAACCCAUUGCUGAAGCUCGCCUGCUCUGAUCACCACAUCAAUGAGAUUUUGCUUGUAACGUUCUCUGGGAUUAUUGCCAUGUCCACCCUCCUGAUUGUUAUAAUCUCUUAUCUGUACAUCCUCUUCUCUAUCCUGAGGAUCCACUCUGCCAAGGGCAGGCGUAAAGCCUUCUCCACCUGUGCCUCUCAUCUGACAGCUGUCACCAUGUUCUAUGGACCUGUCAGCUUAAGCCACAUACAACCCAGUUCCAGCUACUCACUGGAACAGGAGAAAAUCUCUGCUGUGUUUUAUACCCUGCUGAUCCCCAUGUUGAACCCCCUGAUCUACAGCCUGAGGAACAAGGAGGUUAAGGAUGCUCUUAAGAGGGUGAUAGACUGGAAAAACAUUCUCAGCUAAUUUGUUCACCAUGACAAUUCCAGUCAAUUGAGAAGAACAAUUGGAAGAAGGAUCGUAGUAUGGUCUAUGUGUCACUGCCUUGGUUUGUG